AUGGACGGUUUCCAUAAUCUACUGCGUGAGGCCACAAACCCGCGCAACGUUGGCUCAACUGGUCCAACUUCUUUACCAACACCUGGAAGUCUUACACAGACGCUACAGAACGUUGGUGGAAGUCAUUCAAUGGGUAUGACACCUCCACAGCUUGGUGGUAAUGCAAACAAUGGUAUGGGGCUUCCCAUUGGUAUGAGUAUGCCACUAUCCAUGCCUGGUUUGCAGCCCUCUACCUCAAACGGUCUUGCGCCCAUUCACAGUGGCCGCAUGAACUCACUUAUGGGCGCUAACUCACCCAUGUUUCCAAGCUUAAGUAGUACUACUCCCAUGACAUCAUCAUGUGCUGUCACGUCUACGUCUACCACUUCUACGACCAAAGAGAAGAAGACGACAAAGAAACGCAAAGCUCCAAGUUCCAAUGGUGAUGGCGAGUCAGGCGAGGAUGGUCGCAAGCAGCCCGAGGAGUACGAGGACCCGAAAGCCAAGCGACGUGCACAAAUUGCAAAAGCCGCACGUAAGCACAGACAACGUCAGAAGGACGAGCUUAUUGCUUUGCGUGCUAAAGUAAAAGACUUGAAAGAACAGAUUGAGGUACUGCAGUCGUCUGAGCCGUCUGAACACAACACGGAACUUGGCUGGAAGCAGGAGGCCGAGCAACAUGCUGAGAUUCGCGCUCGCGUGGACCAGGAGAAUGAGUUUUUGCGCAAGACUCUAAUGGAGCAGAUGAAGUUUAUCCAGCGACUGCAGGAUUAUUUUACAAAGCAGCCGCUGCUCAAUAUGCCUUCGUUGGAAAUGAUUCUAAACUCGUCGUCUUCUGCUGCCACGACUCCGUCUGCACUAUCAAGUACAAUAUCGGCAGUGCCUUCAGUCCUUCAACUACAGUCGGGGUCAUUUUGUGACCGGCUCAUUGAAAUGGCCUCGGAAGCUAUGGCGAACGCUGACAAACAAAUUACGGCUUGCGAGACUGCUUUUCGCAAUCCAAAGACUUCCACUAUGACAUAUUUUGGUCUUGAAGUUCAAUACGAAAUGGGCAAGAACGAAAUGGGUAUAUUUUUCCGCCACCACCUUUACGGCUGCAAUGCGAACGUCGUGAUGAAUGACCUUUGGUCGGUCCUUGGUGACGAUGACUUUGAGAAGGGCUUUGCCUUUACGGAAACGGCCGAGGUUCUGGAAGAGCCCGAUUCCAACACGAAGUACGUCCGCCGAGUAGUGAACCUCACUAUGUCUAGCGACACUGCGGUUGGUGGAGGUGUGAUGAAAGAGGAGAGUUUGACAAUCAACCAGAAGCGCGAUAACGCGGACGGCAGUUCGUCAAUGAUUUCUCAGUCCGUUUUAAACGAUCCGAAUCACCCCAGAUUGGCCGACCAUCUUCGCCGUAACGCUACCACUGCAGUGUUAUUGAAGGACUUUAACGACGCGACGGGCCAAGGAUGCCUACUGCUGUGGUCUGUGAAGGUUGAGCUAGACAAGGACCCGGAAGAGCGUACAAAGAGCUUCAACACUGCGGACGUCGUUUUGAAGAAUCUGUUUGAAAUUGCGCCGGUGUACGUGAAAGGCGUUGUAGAUCGUGCGCGUGGAUCGUUACCUCAAAGCUAA
Molecule: messenger RNA, 1596 nt
Organism: Peronospora belbahrii
Lineage: Eukaryota; Oomycota; Peronosporomycetes; Peronosporales; Peronosporaceae
Source: the annotation of a GenBank genome assembly